Messenger RNA from Neogale vison (American mink), 1007 nucleotides. RefSeq names its product olfactory receptor 2B11-like. The coding region runs from base 57 to 1007 and encodes 316 amino acids. Gene Ontology annotation, molecular function: G protein-coupled receptor activity; olfactory receptor activity. Gene Ontology annotation, biological process: G protein-coupled receptor signaling pathway. Gene Ontology annotation, cellular component: membrane. NCBI's taxonomy places the organism in Eukaryota, Metazoa, Chordata, Mammalia, Carnivora, Mustelidae. The record is from RefSeq and is a predicted model, not a curated record. The transcript has a single exon.
UCCAAUACUGAAGUAAAAGUCCUCACUGUGACCUGAAUUCACCAAUAAGAGGAAUAAUGGUCAUGAGUCUGGGCAAUGCAAGUACUCCAAAGGUCUUCAUCCUCUUGGGUUUCUCUGACCAUCCCUGGUUGGAAAUGCCACUCUUCGUAAUGGUGUUUGUGGCUUACAUCUGCACACUGGUUGGAAACAUCUCGAUCAUUGUGGUGUCCAAGGUGGACCCUCAUCUUGACAGCCCUAUGUACUUUUUCCUUUCCAACCUCUCCUUCCUGGACCUGUGUUUUACCACAACCACCAUCCCUCAACUGCUGUGGAAUCUCUGGGGACCAGAUAAGUCCAUCAGUUAUGGGGGCUGUGUGGCCCAAUUCUAUAUGUUUCACUUCCUGGGGGCCACAGAAUGCAUCCUCUUGGCGGUCAUGUCUGUGGAUCGGUACGUGGCCAUCUGCAAGCCCUUGAGGUACCAGGCUAUCAUGAAUCGGCGAUUCUGUGUCUCCUUAGUGGCUGUGGCAUGGAUAAGUGGUUUGGCUAACUCCUUGCUUCAGUCGUCCCUCACUAUCCAACUGCCACUUUGUGGUAACAACAAGGUGGAUGACUUCCUGUGUGAGAUUCCAGUGAUGAUCAAGAUGUCCUGUGUUGACACCACUUUCAAUGUAACUAUGCUCUCUCUUGUAGGGACAUUCUUUACCCUGGUUCCCUUGUCUCUUAUCCUUCUCUCCUAUGGGUUCAUUGUAGCUACAGUACUCAGAAUUCGGUCAUCAACAGGAAACAAGAAGGCCUUCAACACCUGUGGCUCUCAUGUUAUUGUGGUCUCUCUCUUCUAUGGGCCAGUAAUAUGCAUGUACGUGCAACCUUCUGGUACUAAAUCCCGAGACAAGGACAAACUCAUGGCUCUGUUCUACAGUCUGCUGACUCCUAUGCUUAACCCUUUUAUUUAUACUUUGAGGAACAAGGACAUGAAAGGGGCAAUAAGGAGGCUUCUCUUCCCAUUGAACCAUCAGAGAAGAGAAUAA